Molecule: messenger RNA, 721 nt
Organism: Solanum lycopersicum (tomato)
Lineage: Eukaryota; Viridiplantae; Streptophyta; Magnoliopsida; Solanales; Solanaceae
Product: monothiol glutaredoxin-S1-like
Source: RefSeq, a predicted model, not a curated record
UCAAUUUUCUCAACAACAAAUCAAACCUCAAAUUCACUUCACAAUUUCUAAAAGCCAUACAUACAUAUCUUGGCAUUUGAGCCAAACUACUAAUUAAUUAUUUCUUGAAGUUGUUUAAGCAUGGACAUGGUGAUGAAGUUGGGAACAUCAAGCUCGGUGGUGAUUUUCACCAAGAAUAGUUGUUGUAUUUCUCACAGCAUCGAAACCCUAAUACGUAGUUUUGGUGCAAACCCUAUAAUUUACGAGCUCGAUACACAUCCAAAUGGGAAGCAAAUGGAGAAGGCAUUGAUGGAGCUAGGGUGUCAACCAAGUGUGCCAGCAAUAUUUAUAGGGAAAGAGUUAGUUGGUGGUGCAAAUGAGAUAAUGAGCCUUAAUGUGAGGGGCAAGCUUAAACAAUUGCUCAUUAGAGCUAAUGCCAUUUGGGUAUAGAAAAUUAAUUAAUAAUGACUUAAUUGAAAGUGUAGGAGUUUAUACAACUAAAUAAUCUUCUUUUUUAAAAAAAAAAAAUUAAAAAAUAUCGAUCUCUCGAGGUCAAAUUUUUAAUUUUGACAAUAAACCAACCCCAUUUGUAAAGUUUCUUUUAGCUUCUUCAAAGGGUUACUUUGUUUUUUCUCCCAUUUUAAGUUGCUUUUUGAUGUACAAAUUUUGUAAUAUAGUUUGGCAAUUUUACUUUGUAUGCAAGAAAUAAAGAAGUUGAUAACAAAUGACUAUCUUUUAUGUA